CUGUUUUUGUGUAAUAAUACUUCCGGUGUACUUACAGGGGCAAUGCGUGUUUUUGUUUUUGACAAUUCUAUAAACCUUUCAGUGAAACAUUACAGAGUUGACUGAUCUCUGGACUACCUGUUAAGGUUCAGCGGGUUAGCUGUAACUGAAGCCAGACAUGGAUAUCCCCAACCCCCCUGAAGAUCAAGAACUGAAGAAUGUUAUAGACAAGCUGGCCCAGUUUGUCGCUCGGAAUGGGCCAGAGUUUGAAAAGAUGACAAUGGAGAAACAGAAGGACAACCCUAAGUUCUCCUUCCUCUUUGGGGGAGAAUACUUCAGCUACUACAAGUGCAAGCUUGCUAUGGAGCAACAGCAGCAUCCCUCUACCCACGAUGGGGAGGAGUAUAAAGCUGAAGAAAUGUACAACCUGGGCGCCAAAGACGUGAUUGAUAUCCCCCCUCCACCAAUGCCGAUGGUCGCUCCCCCUCCGAUUCCUCCACCUACUGCGCCAUGUAUGGAUGAGCUCAUCCAACAGAGCCAAUGGAAUCUGCAACAGCAGGAGCAACAUCUGCACACACUCAGACAGGAACAAGUGACUGCAGCCAUAGCUCUGGCUAUGGAGCAGCAGACCCAAAACCUGCUGCUCGAAACUCAGUUGGACAUCACAGAGUUUGACAACCUGCUGCAGCCCAUUAUAGACACCUGCACCAAAGAUGCCAUCUCUGCUGGUAAGAACUGGAUGUUCAACAACGCCAAGACUCCACAGCACUGUGAACUGAUGACAUCACAUCUUCGCAACCGCAUCACUGCUGAUGGAGCGCAUUUUGAGCUCCGCCUACACCUCAUCUAUUUAACAAAUGACGUUCUCCAUCACUGCCAGCGGAAGCAGCAGAAGGAUUUGUUGGCAGCGCUGCAGAAAGUUGUGGUUCCCAUCUACUGCACCAGCUUUCUGGCUGUGGAGGAAGAGAAGCAGCAGAAGAUUACUAGGUUGUUGCAACUGUGGGAGAAGAAUAAGUACUUUGAUGAUGAGACCAUUCAGCAGCUCCAGAAUCCAGCACUCGGCCUCGGCCAGUACCAAGCGUCUCUGAUAACAGAGUAUGCUGCGGUGGUGCAACCGAUCCAACUGGCCUUCCAACAGCAGAUCCAGGCUUUGAAGGGCCAGCACGAAGAGUUUGUUGCCAGCCUAAAGCAGCAGCAGCAGCAGCACCAGCCACAACCUGCCUCUGUAGCACAGCUAGCUACCCCUGCUGAGCCUGAAAAGGCCCUACCUAUGACUACAAAAGCAGUGUGUGUGUUGUGUGAAGGGGAUGUGAAGCCGCCCAUGACGGGCCCUCCACCAGGGGAGUUUGAUGGUGCUUCUUCCAGGCCACAGGACCCCAGCAACCCCAGUGCACCCUCAGAUAUCCCCUCUAACAAGGCUGCGUGGUAUGACCAGCACAUGGGCCCCUGGAACCCCAACCAGCCGCCUCCUUUUGACCCAAACCAGCCCCCCCCCCCCUGCCCUCCCUGGAACAGCCAUGAGGGGAUGUGGAACGAGCAGAGGGACCCAGGAAACUGGAGCGGAGGUCCACCCAGAGAAGGAGGCCCCUGGAGUGGUCCAGGUGGGUCUGACCCAGGCCCUCCAUCUUGGAACUCAUAUGAGCAGCAGCCGCCGCCAUGGGGGAACCAGCCUGAACAGCCUCCAUGGGGCCAGAGGGAAUCCCCAUUUCCUCCACGCAUGCAGAGACCUCCCCAUUUCAGAGGGCCCUUCCCUCCGCACCAGCAACCACCUCCUUUCAACCAGCCCCCACCACCACCACACAGUUUCGGACGCUUUCCGCCACGCUUUAUGCAGGACGACUUUCCUCCCAGACACCACUAUGACAGGCCGCCGUACACCCCACACCGCUUUGACUACGCUCAAGGAGAUUAUCCCGGGGACAUGCCAGGUCCUCCUCCCCACCACCACCCCAAUCAGAGGCUCCCUCCUCCAGGUAUGGGGGCCGAACAUCCUCCCUGGGGUGGAGGCCAGCCGGAUUUUGGCCCACCCCCACAUGGCUUCAAUGGCCAUUCACCCCACAUGCGUCAUCGGCAGCAUCCAGUGCAAGAUGACCCCAGUCUGGUGCCUAACGUACCCUACUUUGACCUGCCAGCUGGUCUCAUGGCUCCACUGGUCAAACUUGAGGACAGUGAUUAUAAACCUCUGGACCCUAAAGACAUCCGGCUGCCCCCUCCCAUGCCACCUAGUGAUCGCCUGCUAGCUGCUGUGGAAGCUUUCUACAGCCCUCCAUCCCAUGAUCGGCCUAGGAACAGUGAAGGCUGGGAGCAGAACGGCCUAUACGAAUUCUUCAGGGCCAAGAUGAGAGCCAGGAGGAAAAAGGGACAUGAGAAACGUAACAGUGGUCAUGGAGGUAGUCGCUCCAGGAGUCACUCUCGCAGCAGAGGGCGAUCUUCAUCUGGCUCCAGCUCUCGCUCCUCAAAGUCCUCCAGGUCCCAGUCACGCUCAUCGCUCCACUCCCACAGCCGCUCCCGCUCCUACUCACGAUCCAGGUCCAGGAGCAGAUCCAGGUCAUCUCGGAGUCGUUCUCGUUCUCGCUCCAGAUCCAGAUCCCGUUCACAUUCACCUGCCAAGACACGCCGUGGCCCCAAAUCCCAGAGCUCUUCCCCUCCCUCCACAUCAGUGUUGGGUGCUCCUCCCUCCAAACUGUCUGCAGAUAACAGGCUCGGGGAGGAGAACAAGGGCCAUCAACUACUGAUGAAGAUGGGCUGGAGUGGUUCAGGUGGUUUGGGGGCCAAAGAACAGGGCAUCCAGGACCCCAUUAAAGGAGGAGACGUCAGGGAUAAGUGGGACCAGUAUAAAGGUGUUGGGGUGUCACUGGAUGACCCUUAUGAGAACUAUCGCAGGAACAAGAGCUACAACUUUGUUGCACGUAUGAAGGCACGAGAAGAAGUCAAUCGGGAACCUCAGGAGGCCCCUUCAACUGACUGAUGUCAUCAAAUAUUGUCAAACAACUCCUCAUCUUUCCCGUCGUGACCUCCAUCAAGGAUCUGAAUUUUACUGUCAGUUUUCAAUGGUUUUUGGAUUCUACAAUAUUGUUUUCAUUCUUCUCCCUGGAGUUGCUUGGUUAAAGGGUCAGUUAACCUAUAUCAAAAAAAUAAAACAAAAUCUCAUUUGGUAUCUCCAUUAUAAUGCUUUCAGCUUUAUUUGCAUAGAAUAAUGAAAAGAAUAUAUAUUUUUGAAGAAAUUCCUAUUCAUAAAAACUCAACAGCUCGUUGAUGAAAUGAUGCCCACUCACUUAUCCACAUAUCUUACUCCUGAAUUAAUAGUUCUUAUGAAAACUGCUCACUGUGGGUGGUCUCAUUGGUGGAUACCUCAAAACUUCAAAUAAAACUGUAGUAUAUAUAGGAGUGAUUGGAAACAUGUUUGUGUUAACUGACCAUUUAAGACAAAAAAUAGAUUAAGAGCAUAUAGCGGCUCUUUUCCAUUUUGGCUUUUCACUGCUGAUUAUUGUCAUACUUUUUCCAAUAAUUAGUUCUAUGGAGAUGUGAGUGUCAUUUUGUUGUAUUAAAAUAAAUCCCACAACCCAAAGUUAUGAAUAUGAAAUC
This is a messenger RNA of Cottoperca gobio, 3564 nucleotides long. RefSeq names its product calcium homeostasis endoplasmic reticulum protein-like. Gene Ontology annotation, molecular function: RNA binding. Gene Ontology annotation, biological process: RNA processing; intracellular calcium ion homeostasis. The record is from RefSeq and is a predicted model, not a curated record. Gene Ontology annotation, cellular component: perinuclear region of cytoplasm. NCBI's taxonomy places the organism in Eukaryota, Metazoa, Chordata, Actinopteri, Perciformes, Bovichtidae.